GUGUCGCUGACUGGCCCUUCUAACAGCUGAUCCCCACAAAGACCGUUGUGCGGUUUAUCAGUUGCGCCAAGAUCAGCUUGGGUGUCGGAAGGAACAGUUAGAAGAUGUCACAGAUCAUUCAAAAAUCGUGAAAAGACAAAUCGAAUGUGUAGACGACGUUCCACGAUGUCUAGAAAAAGCUCUCGAAUGUGUUCCAAAUCCAAAAAUACAGAUCAAUUAUCAAUAUGCAAUAAAGUGAACCGAAAACGGAAAGCAGACGAGGAUCUCGAAGGAGGUAUGGAAGUAUCAAAACGAAGACAGUCAUUCAGAAUAGAGAACCAGUGGGUACCGAUAUCUGAGACCACCGCAAUCACAACUUGCUCAAUAGUUCCAAGCCCAGAAUCUUCCCCCAUCCAAUGCAAUUUCUCCGACCACAAAUUGGGCCAACAGUUCCGUUUUCAAAAUUACUUCACCACCCCAGUAGAACUCAGAGAAUGCCCGCUACCAGAGCUGGAUUGGGCAGACUCUCAGCAAGUUUGGCACACUAUGUUGCGGAAAGAAAAGAACUAUGUUAGAAACAAAGAUAUGUUCAAUAAACACCCAGCUCUACAUGCCAGGAUGAGGGCAAUACUUCUAGACUGGUUGAUUGAGGUGUGUGAGGUCUAUCGGUUACAUCGAGAAUCGUUCUACUUGGCGUCUGAUUUUCUAGAUCGCUUCAUAUGCACCCAAAGCAAUAUACAAAAACAUCAACUGCAACUGAUUGGAAUUACUUGCCUCUUUAUAGCUGCAAAACUGGAGGAAAUCUACCCACCGAAGUUGAUGGAGUUUGCCUAUGUGACAGAUGGGGCCUGCUCAGAGGAUGAAAUACUUGACCAGGAACUCAUCAUUCUUAAGGCAAUCAAGUGGGACCUUUCUCCAGUGACAGCUAAUAGCUGGCUCAACAUCUACCUCCAGGUGUCCAAUGUGGAGCAUAUACGCGGCGGGGAACAUGGCUUCGUGUUCCCGCAAUAUUCCUCCCACGUGUUUGUGCAGAUUGCCAGGUUGUUGGACCUGUGUGUAUUGGAUGUGGAAAGCUUGCAGUUUCAAUACAGUGUGUUGGCAGCAGCUGCCCUCUACCACAUGUCUUCUAAAGAAUUGGUUUUGUCUGUCUCAGGUUAUAAGUGGGCGGAUAUUCUACCAUGCGUGAAGUGGAUGACGCCGUACGCACUGUCUGUUAGAGAACUGGGUCAGAUAGCCGUGAAGUUCUUCCCCAAUAUACAGUCUGAGGACUCGCAUACUAUACAAACACAUGUGGUGGACCUCCAGUUACUGGAGAAGGCACAGUGCAGGAGGGACGAGGUUCAGUUUGCUGACCAAGGAAGUCCGCCUGACCUGCAGGCCCAGGUGAUCACCCAGCUGACCCCGCCCAGUGACAAGAAGGGCUAUGUACCACUGUCCCCGGGCACGCCUGACCUCACUGCAGACAGCUGAUGAUUUGUGCAGGUGUAGCUCCAUACUUCAGGCAGUGCAGUAUUGCAGUUGGCGAGUGGGGAAAAAUUAUUUUCCUUGACUAGUGGGGGAUAACGGGCAAUGUUAUUAUGCAAGUAUCUGCAAUGGAUAUCACUGCUGACAGCUGGUGACUUGUUUGGCUGUAACUAAUUGCUUCCUGCGUAUUAUUCUGUUUUCAUGUGUGAAAAUAGAGGGGGGAGUUUUGUGCUUGAGUAGUGACGGGUGCCACAAAAGGUCUCAAAGCCUUCAAACGGCAAUGUUGUGAUUGGUGCAAUUGAAAUCAGGUGCGUUUUUACCAACCAUUUCUUAGACUCCAGUCUAAAAAUGAAAAAUUAUCUUAAAACGGUAAUUUACUUUUAUUUAACUACUUUUAAGACUAGUAUACCAUGGCAGUUAACACCUUAAAUUAUAGAUCUUUGUUAAAAAAACAAUAUCUUUAUGCUUUAAGCAGCAUUUUCACCUGUAUAUAUGCAAACUACAUGUAUGAGGUAUUUUCAUUGAGUCUUAGACUGUUCUUUAUUCUUAACCCAUUUAUGUCUAGUUGACUCUCCCAUCCUUAUAAAUUGGAUCAAUUUAUUUCCAAAAUUAGGGAUUUCUAGUAUAUUUAUUUCUAUAUUUAGAAUAUUUCUUACAGAAAUUCCUUUAAGCAAACAGCGCAGAUCCUGAUGAGACGGCGCAUCAUGCGGCGCCUCAUCUGUGUCUAUGCAGUUUGUCAAGGCCUUUUUUCUAGACGCUUGGCAUAAAUGGGUUAAGUUUAAGAAUGGGUUGGUGAAUACAGACCCUGCUUUAUAAAACUGUAAAGUUGUUAAGAACUGAAACGGGUCAAGAAAUAUGCAUGCUGUUAAUUUUAUGAUAGGAUUCAUUUGCACGAUUAUGCUUUGUUAUUUAUGCAAAUUCAGGGCAAUUGCCAAGUUCAAAUGUGUUCAAGGGUUUUGAGUUGUUCGUAUUUUUAAAACAAACACUUGAUUUUUUAAUAUAACUAUUAUAUGCUGUUUGAACUCGAGACUUUGUUUUGAGAUAUGUUGCUGUUGUUGGUUUCGUAGGAGACCGGUGUGUAUUUAUUCAAUUAAAUUAUGCAAUGUCGCGUGGUGAUUUUUUUGUGUUCAAAAUCCGAGAGUGCCUUUAUUUGUAAUGCAGACAUUCAGAUGUGUUUGUAAUUAGUGAGAUGUACAUUUUCUUUGAAUCAAUUUCAUGAUGUUUUUUAUUUUUUAUUUAAUAUAAUUUAUAUAUAAUUUAAUGCAUAUGCACAGUUUGGUGAAACCACUGUUGUGUUUUAAAUAUUCCAAGCUAAUUUGAUGUUAUUUUUAUUUUAUAAUUGUCAUUUGUACUUUAAUUUGGUCAUGUGUUUAUGUGUUUUAAUGUCCUCUUUUAAACUUUGGUAAUAAUUUAAGUUUUUUAAUUGUAGUCCCUGUUUUUUUAAAGCUGUGGAAAAGGAAGAUGUAUGAAAGCCAAAUACUUAAUUUAAAAAACUAACUUUCUCAGUUAAUAAUAAAAUUUUUGAGUAAUCUUAUGCCUUGAAAAUUUAUUAGUAACCUCACAGAUCUGGGUGCAAUAUUUGUCAAUGAAAUAGUUAUGACAUAGAACUGUCAUUUUUGUUUAUAAUUGUUACAUAAUUUAUCAAUAUUUGUAGUUGUAUUAUAGCUAACAUAUAUUACUACAUUCUACUUGUUGUGUAGACUUUGUCGUUACUUACUCUUACUGCAACUAGUCGCCUCUGUCUACUAUUUAAACACAAGGCAUGUUUUCAUGCAUGUUUUUUUAAGUGGGAUUUUAUUCAAGUUAGUUGACACGAAAAUAAAUAAAUGCAUGAAGAGAUGGUACAAAUUCUCAGGAAGGAAAAUAAGGUCAAUUUCAUUAAACACUAUUCCUUAAAUAUAAAAAAAUACAUUAAAGUAUUUUUAAAAGGUGAUGUUGCUAAUAGAAUGCAUUCGUACCAUAGGCUUGGAACUAAUAGUAGUGUACUAUAUUUAGUCCAUGGGGUAUCUCAAGCUAUGAGUGUAUAGAAACAUUAAGAUUGAUCAUCACCAAAUUCUUACUACUUGUUUGAUGUAUGUAAUUUUUUUGUAUGUUAACUCUCUUACAAACAAUCUCUACAUAAUUCAAGUUUAUUGUAAUACUAGAAUACUGGGCCUUUUAACUAUAAUUCUCAUCAGCAGUAACUUGACCGUAACAGAUAAUAUCUGAUAAUACUAGUACUAGUUUUUUAAAUUUUCUUAUUUUUGUAUCUAGAGAACAUUUAAUAAAAAUAGCAUACAAAGUUAUUUUAGAAAAGCACUAUAAGUGUUAAGGAUAACAUCUGAAUAUUGACACUGUCACAAAUGUGCGCUUAUUGGGCCAAAUUUUUGAAGCUUUAAUCCUAAUUAGUUGUCGAGAAAUAUGUGUGUUUGGGGGGUGGGGGGCACUUUUAAGUUGGAAAAAACAUCCAGGAAUUUCAUUUUGCACAAAAGAAGUGGUAUUAACCUCAUCUUCUGUUCUGAUUUUUACUUAAUUUCAGUAAAAAUUUAUUAUAUAUUGCAUUUUUUUUUAACACUCGGAACAUGACCCAUGCAUAUGAAAGAGGACAAAAAACUAUAACGUAAAUUGACCUUUAAGAUUGAUUGAAAAUUUAAAUAAUUAUAUAUAUAACCACAGAUAAAACAUGUGCACAAAAACAGAUCAGUAAAAUGCUUAAUAUAUGCUCCUGUGUCCUGUUUUGAAACUUUUUAAAACCUCUGAAAGAUCCCGUCAAUAUGGAAGUUAGGACUAAAUUUGGGGGUGGGGGGAACAAUUUUUAAGACAGGAAUAUGGCCCAAGAAGAGCUGUUAAAUGAACUGAAAAGCCUUUUAUUCCUGUUAAAUAGGGCUUUAUGUAUGCCUUCCCAUUAAUUUCAUACCACUUGCAUGUAAAGAAGACAAUACAAUGUUGAUUAUAGUUAUUCGACUGGCUAAGUUAUACAUAUAUAAGUGCGCAUGUUUAUAUACAUAUGCACUUACAUGCAUACCACUAUGUGUUCAAAUGAAAUGUGUUCAGAUACUAUGUGUUCAAAUGAAAUGUGUUCAGAUACUAUGUGUUCAAAUGAAAUGUGUUCAGACAUAUCUCGCUGUUUGUAAGCAAAACUAUAUCUUGACACACUGUAAGAUCGGAGUGCUUUAUAUCUUGUCAUACUGUAUGAUGGAAGUGCCUUAUAUUAUAUUACCUUCUGAAAUUGUGAUUUAUUUAGCUUUGUAAAAAUUACCUUUGUUUAUCUUUUCAAAUUGUGAUUUAAUUAAGCUCUGUAUAAAAAUACAGUAGCUGAAUAAUGUGUUCAUAGCUUUCAAUUUUCAAGCAUAAAUCAUUUUAUAUCAUCAAAUAUUUUAUCAUAUUUGUUUGUUCUCUUUAAGAUAAAUUAAUUUGGAUUUAAUUGUUUUUCAAUUAUGCAACCAAACAAGUUGCUUCGAAGUAUGUCAUUGAUAAUACUAUGUACUUGUUUUUCUUCAUCAAAAGAAAAUACCAUGAAAAAAAUACAUUUAAAUAUUUUGUUAUCCAUGUACUUGCUUCAUUCAGUAUCUUGGUUACUGUUUGAUGUUUAAUUGGUUUGAAUGCAAAAUGCACACAUUCAACAUUUUGACUUGUUUCAUAAUCGGCAAAAACAACCAAACCAAGUAUUCUUAUUUGUGUGUAUCAAGUAUAAGUGCUGUGUAGCCUAUUCAGUAAUAAGCGAGUCCAUUACUCCAUAUGGCUAUGCUUAAGUCUGUUGACUUUCAACAACAGUCUAAAAAACGAAGAUCUCAAAUCAAGACAUUGUAAAUAUUUGGUCGUGUAUAUUUGUUUUAAACAAUAAGAAAUACACCAUAAUUUGUAAUCUUUAAAUAGUUUUAAAUAUGAAGUGCAUUUAUCCGAAUUUGAAUUUGUAUCUGCAGUGUGGUUUUAGUAAUUAGAUUAGGGUUUGAUUGUGUGAUUUGAAGAAAAUGUUUCAGUGUAAAUUUACAUUGAUCAUUGUGUCCCAUUUUAAAUGAUAACAUUUUAAAUGUAAUAUAUUACUGGUAAGCGACAAAUACAAAAUAAAAUAAUAUUAAAGAUACAAAAAUGUG
Messenger RNA from Dreissena polymorpha, 5516 nucleotides. RefSeq names its product G1/S-specific cyclin-E-like. The coding region runs from base 145 to 1449 and encodes 434 amino acids. Gene Ontology annotation, molecular function: cyclin-dependent protein serine/threonine kinase regulator activity. The transcript has 11 exons. The record is from RefSeq and is a predicted model, not a curated record. Gene Ontology annotation, cellular component: centrosome; cytoplasm; nucleus. Gene Ontology annotation, biological process: G1/S transition of mitotic cell cycle; regulation of cyclin-dependent protein serine/threonine kinase activity. Lineage: Eukaryota; Metazoa; Mollusca; Bivalvia; Myida; Dreissenidae.